Topomyia yanbarensis is the source of this 3890-nucleotide messenger RNA. RefSeq names its product endoplasmic reticulum metallopeptidase 1-like. The record is from RefSeq and is a predicted model, not a curated record. Gene Ontology annotation, molecular function: metalloexopeptidase activity. Gene Ontology annotation, biological process: proteolysis. Lineage: Eukaryota; Metazoa; Arthropoda; Insecta; Diptera; Culicidae. Bases 321 to 2966 code for a protein of 881 amino acids. The transcript has 8 exons.
UGGUGGUAUGCGUGUGGGUGCGAGAAUGAACACGUCAAUAUUUUCAUUCUAAGUUUGCUUUCUAUGCUGCGGCGCAUACGUCGCAUAAUACCGUUCUGACAGACUGAACGACAAAAAGAUCCAGUGUUGAAAAAAUUGAACUCUAACAAUUUAGUAGUAAAAUAUUAAACGUAUAGUCAAUGAUAAGCCUUCAUAACCUAUGAACUGGAGAAAUUAUCGCAUUUUCCAUGAGCCAUUAAUUUUGACGCAGUGCGGUGUGACCAAAGUUACAGAGUUUUCAGAACCAUAGUGAUUUUAUAGACUGCAUCAAACACCCAAAGAUGUUCCAGUCCAACUCCAACCGGAAAGGCUUGAAGGGAAAGGUACUCGAUCCCGACAUAGAUUACUCCAAGGCUAAAAGUGUCCACAGCAUAUCAUCUUGGUGGGGCAUCGGAGGCAUUUUUCUUAUCCUUUUUAUUGGAAAUUUAACCAGCUACACCAACUCUCACCUCCCAGAUGCUUUGCGAAACGCACACUUGGCAAAAUAUCCGAACGCGUUCAUUGCGGAGCGAGCCUACAAAGAUCUAAGAAUAAUGAACGAUUUUGGUCCUAAACCCACAGGAAGCUACGCCAACGAGGUACUGGCCGUAGACUUUCUAGUUCGGGAGAUUUCCUACAUUGACCAGCUGAAGAAUAAAAACCAGAAGCUGAUUGUAGACAAACAGUUGGCAUCAGGUGGUUAUGUUGCCGUCUAUAUGAACAAAUCGGCGACCAGUGUCUACCGGAAUGUGCAGAACGUGGUUGUCAAGUUGGUCGGAAAAAAUGUUGAUAAAGCCUUACUAUUGAAUUGCCACUUUGAUUCGGUCGCCGCCAGUCCCGGUGCCAGCGAUGAUUUGUCUGGUUGUGCUGUGAUGCUCGAGGUGUUGAGGGUUAUGUCGCGGCAACCUGACAUUAAUCAGUUUUCGGUGAUAUUUCUGUUCAAUGGUGCAGAAGAAACACCUCUACAGGCAUCUCAUGGAUUCAUUACAUCUCAUCGGUGGGCGAAACAGGUCCACGCUUUCAUCAAUCUCGAAUCGGCUGGUUCUGGAGGGAAGGAAAUGCUUUUCCAAAGUGGUCCUAGAAAUCCUUGGUUGGUGGAAAUGUACGCUACGGCAAUAAUGUAUCCUUACGCACAGGCAGCUGGUGAAGAAAUUUUCCAAUCCGGUGUCAUUCCCUCGGAUACAGAUUUUCGGGUGUUCCGUGAUGUAGGUGGCAUUCCGGGAAUGGAUUUUGCAUAUACCGCCAAUGGCUACCGGUAUCACACUAAGUACGAUUCGAUAGACUAUAUACCGAUGUCGGUGCUGCAGCGAACAGGAGAUAACAUUCUGUCACUUACGAAAACAAUCGCCAACUCGGACAAACUCGGUCUACACCAUCAGAAGACGGAACAUACGGUGUAUUUUGAUUUUCUAGGGCUAUUUUUCAUUUUCUAUUCGGCGGACGUCGGACUGAUGAUUAAUCUCUCAGUGGUUUUAUUGUCAAUCAUCAUUCCGUUUCUAGCACUGGCCCGAUCUACCAGUGGAACGCAUGGAAGAGAAAUCCGUUCGGAAACCAUGGUCGGAUUUGUGUCCACCUUUCUAGGGGCCGGUGCUGCUGGUGUGGUUUGCUUCUUGAUUGGUUACCAGCUGGAUUUAAUGGGACGCUCAAUGUCGUGGUAUUCGUCUACAAAUUUGGUAUUGGGUGUAUACUGUUGCCCAGCGUUGCUUUGCCUAUGUUUGGUGCAUAUGGCGUGCGGGCAAAUUUUAGGCAGUAAAACGACACCACUCAGCCUGGCACUGAAGGUUCAAGCGCGAUUAAACGGCGUCAACUUGUUCUGGGGAAUGGUCACUUUGGGAAUCACUUUUACAGGCUAUCGAAUCGCAUAUGUUUUCAUGAUCUUGAUUCUCUUUUCGCUUUUAUCAAACACACUAAUCUCAAUGUUCGGUCUGCAAAAUUCGGUUCACAAGUGGCUGUUCGUACAUUUGUUUUUCCAAAUAAUUGCCAUAUUAUGGUGUACACAGUUCUACCAUCUGAUGCUGAACAUGUUCAUUCCAAUUACGGGACGCAUAGGGGCGUCAAUCAAUCCAGAUUUCAUCAUCGGAGCAAUGGCGGCAGCCGUUACUUUGUUCACCUGUAGCUAUAUGACGCCGUUACUGUUUUUGCUCAAGAAGACCGACAAACUGAUUGGUGAGCUUGUGGCCAUCACAUCGAUCGCACUUAUUCUGGCAACGUCUACGCACGUGGGUUUCCCCUACAGGGAUGACACUAUGAAGGCGCCGACCGUUCAGCGCCACUACAUAACGCACACACUUCGAACAUUCCAUGACUACAACGGCGGUGUACGUUACACCGAUUCCGGCUUUCUACUGCAAGAACUUGAUCGCAACGCUAGAAAAACGAUCGAAGGUAUUGCAAUACCGGACACGAUCACCCCAAUGCGGGAAAUACCCGCAUGUCAGAAGGAACUAUUCUGUGCGAUUCCAUUCUACUCUAUCUGGCACCAGGUGCUGUUCGAAAACUACUGGAUUGCGGGACCGCAGCCCAUUAUACACUCGUCGGUGAAAUGUGUCCUUAAAGGUAAGAAUAAAAUCACGGAACACGUAUCCAGCUUGAAGCUAACUCUGCAAGGUGAGCAUCAGUGUGCACUGGUAAUUGGCCCCAAGCCAGGUGUUUCACUUACAAAAUGGGACAUUGUCGAUGAGCUGGCCGAUCCAAUAGAAUUUAACGGGCAGAGGGGCUACUUUGUCCUUAUCGUCAGUGGUCUUAACCCUGGUCCAAUGAACAUUACGCUGCAAUUACGGCAUGAAAUAUUGAACUAUGAUGGUCCUCUCGUUGAUAUAACUGUUACAACGACAUUCUGGGAACACCAGAAACAUCAUACUCCCGUAUUCAAUAAACUCCUCGCACGGGUUCCAGCAUGGGCUCACGUUGUUCCUUCGGUUGCUGCGGUCAAUAGUUACACAUUCUAAAACUUUAUAUCAUGCUCAACUAAGUGAUAAAGAUACAACUAAUUUUACAUGCAAGUAGCAACAUUAUGGUUUAGAGGUUUUCUAUGUUUGCCUAGCAAUCGAAUCUGUACAAUGUUCUAUUACGAAGUUUUUUAAUCGAAGAUCUGUUUUGUCACUUGUACUAUGAUAUAGGCAUUAUAGUAAUAGGAUUGAUAUUAAAAUUAUGUGCACACCAUUACGUUACCUAAUUAUAGUUCCUAAAUACAAAGCGUAAACUUUUACAAAUACUUAACCUAUUACUAGACACAUAAUGAGAUACGUUAUAUACUCAAAAUUUUUAGAAGUGGAAGAUUGAAUCUUAAGUAAUAUCGACCCAGUCGAAUUAAAUGUUAUUUUCUUUGAUCCAAUUGAAAAACUAAAACUAUUUUAGUUUCAACUAUUUAAUUUAAUUUUUCAAACAUCAUUUCUGAGAAUCUCAGUCUAACGAACAACGUAGAUCUUUAAUAUCGAAUAACCGACUGUCAUUGAAUAAAGCAAUACUUUUCAGUUCAUCACAAUUGUUUUUAAUCUGACAGACUGUUUGUUGUUCCAGCUAAAUACUACUAUUCCUUACAUUAACAAUAUCUAAUAACGUGGUUGAACUAGUCAGUAUAAGCCCUUACGCGAGGCAUUUGUAAUGCCAUUACCGAGCAGUAACGUCACUUGUGAUAAGCCUAAUGACAGAAUUCCAAUGCAUUUUCAUUAAUAAAAAUAGUACCAACACUUUUUAUUCUCGUAAAGGGCCUGGUUUGUCACGGCAAACAUAUACUUAAAACAGUCAAAAUAAUUUGGCCUUCAUCUAGAACAUUAUAUAAAACCUACAGCGAACUAUUUAUACGCUACAUCUUCUUCUUGCCUAUAGUAACACUUGCAAAUAAAGCCGCAAUAAAAAGUGAUUUCAUUAAU